AUAACGACCGUCCUGAUAGUGAUAUGCUGGUAGCCAAGGGCCGUGACCAAACGACGUCGUCAAUCCUUUUUUAAAAAUUGGAUUCAAAUGCAGGAACCCAACAAACCGAUAGUUUACUCUCACGGCCGGCUUUCGAGUUUGUCCGGUACUCAUCGCCUCUACUCCUCCUCCGGAAUCUGAUUCCAUUAACAUCACCAUGCCAAUAAUCUCUCUCCUAGAGUUUCAGUUUCAGCUUCAGCUCUUCACUCAUGGCCUCUCCCUUUGCCGCCGUUUCUCUCUCCUUUUUCCUCUUCUCCUUUCUCUCAUUCGCCCAAUCAUCUACCAUCGGAGUCACCUACAUUUCUCGCCUCCUCGAAAUCCAAGACCGCGAGAGAGCCCCACCGUCCGUGCAAAUUGCUGCCGCCUACGGCGUUCUCCACAGGCUUCUUCCCUCUCACUCCUCCAGCUUUGAGUUUGGCAUAGUCUCCAAGGAGCAAUGUGGUGGAGACUCUUGCUUUAUGAUUAGCAAUCAUCCUUCUUCCAGUGGACAUGGGGCUCCAGAAAUUUUAAUUACUGGGGUCACUGGGGUGGAGAUUAUGGCUGGUUUGCACUGGUACUUGAAGUAUUGGUGUGGUUCACACAUAUCUUGGGAUAAAACUGGUGGUGCACAACUACUUUCAGUACCUGACUCAGGCUCUUUCCCCCGUGUUCAAGAGGCUGGUAUCUUGAUUCAGAGACCUAUUCCUUGGAACUACUACCAGAAUGCUGUUACAUCUAGCUAUACUUUUGCUUGGUGGGACUGGAAAAGAUGGGAAAAGGAAAUUGAUUGGAUGGCUCUCCAAGGCAUCAAUUUGCCUCUGGCAUUUACGGGGCAAGAGGCCAUUUGGCAGAAAGUUUUCCGGAAUUUCAACAUUAGCCAUUUGGAUUUGAAAGAUUUCUUUGGAGGCCCUGCAUUUCUAUCAUGGUCACGAAUGGGAAAUUUGCAUGGGUGGGGUGGACCACUGCCACAAAGUUGGUUAGAUCAACAAUUACUUCUACAAAAGAAAAUUCUUGCUAGAAUGUAUGAGCUUGGAAUGACUCCAGUCCUUCCAGCCUUCUCUGGAAAUGUUCCUGCAGCAUUGAAAUAUAUAUUUCCAUCAGCAAAAAUAACACGCUUGGGGAAUUGGUUUACUGUUGGGGGUAAUCCCAGAUGGUGCUGCACUUAUCUUCUUGAUGCAACUGAUCCCUUAUUCAUUGAAAUUGGGAAAGCUUUCAUCCAGCAACAAUUGAAAGAAUAUGGAAGGACUGGACAUAUAUAUAACUGUGAUACUUUCGAUGAGAACACUCCACCUGUUGAUGACCCAGAAUACAUCUCUUCAUUAGGUGCAGCAAUAUUUAGAGGAAUGCAGAGUGGUGAUAGCAAUGCUAUCUGGCUAAUGCAGGGAUGGCUGUUUUCGUAUGAUCCAUUCUGGAGGCCUCCACAAAUGAAGGCACUUCUGCAUUCUGUUCCUAUGGGAAGGCUGGUUGUCCUUGAUCUAUUUGCUGAAGUGAAGCCUAUAUGGAUUACUUCAGAGCAGUUCUAUGGUGUUCCUUACAUUUGGUGCAUGCUGCACAAUUUUGCUGGGAAUAUUGAGAUGUAUGGGAUUUUAGAUGCAGUAGCAUCUGGUCCAGUUGAAGCUCGUACUAGUGAAAACUCAACAAUGGUUGGUGUUGGGAUGUCAAUGGAGGGUAUUGAACAGAAUCCUGUUGUUUACGAUCUCAUGUCUGAAAUGGCAUUUCAACAUAGCAAAGUUGAUGUGAAGGUGUGGAUUGCUCUGUAUUCAACCAGACGUUAUGGGAAAUCCGUUCCAGAAAUACAAGAUGCCUGGAACAUAUUAUAUCAUACAGUUUAUAACUGCACAGAUGGUUCCUAUGACAAAAACAGAGAUGUGAUUGUUGCAUUUCCAGAUAUUGAUCCAUCCUUUAUUCCUACACCAAAAUUAUCCAUGCCCGGAGGUUACCACCGCUAUGGAAAAUCAGUGUCAAGAAGAACAGUCCUAAAGGAAAUAACUAAUUCCUUCGAGCAACCUCAUCUAUGGUAUUCAACUUCUGAAGUGAAAGAUGCGUUGGGACUUUUUAUUGCAAGUGGAGGUCAAUUAUUAGGAAGUAACACUUACAGGUACGACCUUGUUGACUUGACAAGGCAAGCUUUGGCAAAAUAUGCAAACCAACUGUUCUUAGAGGUAAUAGAAGCCUAUCAGCUAAAUGAUGUCCGCGGAGCUGCUUGCCACAGCCAGAAGUUUCUAGAACUUGUGGAAGAUAUGGACACUCUCUUAGCUUGCCAUGACGGGUUUCUUCUAGGACCUUGGUUAGAAAGUGCCAAGCAACUAGCCCAAGAUGAACAACAAGAAAUACAGUUUGAAUGGAACGCGAGGACUCAAAUUACGAUGUGGUUCGACAACACAGAGGAUGAAGCAAGUCUUCUUCGGGAUUAUGGAAACAAGUACUGGAGUGGACUGUUACGAGAUUACUAUGGUCCCCGAGCAGCCAUAUAUUUCAAAUAUUUAUUAGAAAGUUUGGAGACUGGCAAUGAAUUUGCUCUGAAAGAUUGGAGGAGGGAAUGGAUCAAGCUCACAAAUGAUUGGCAAAACAGCAGGAAUGCUUACCCGGUGAGAAGCUCAGGAAAUGCUAUUGACACAUCCCGACGGCUCUACAACAAAUAUUUGCAGGAUCCUGAGAUUUACGAUCUCUGAGUGACUGGCUUUGUAAAAUAACAAAUCGAAUGAACUUCUAAAUGUUUGACUAACUUUGAAAUGCUUUUCCAAACGUACCAUUCUGCUAGAACGGGUCCAUCCACAGUUCUCCCUUUUCUUAACGGAUUUGCUAAUGUACUCGUAGAUGGGUCAGGAAAGUUCUUGGUAAAGGUUUGGGGUGGUCGCGUGGCUGCCAAGGAAUUCCUUCUUUCUAAUAAUUCCUAUGUUGCCUAAUAUAAAGAGAUGGGCGCUGGGCGCAAGGCUUUGACAAUCAACAGCCGUCCGGAUUGUUCCAGAACCUGACGGCAGACGCGCUUAAAUGAAUUCAUGAUCCUAUCCUCUGUAUAUGUGACAGCUAAUUGCCAAUAGACCUAAUCAAAUGCCAAUGGGUAAGGGUAUUUGGGUCCUUUCAAAAAUAAUUACUUUGACUUGUUAUAUGCCCCCAUCCACUCGUGUUGAAUCAGACAAUUGUGACAUUCUUGACUCCUUAAACCAGGACCCUUCCCUAUAAAAGGCAUGGCAUAUUAACCUAAGGAAAGACGUAAUAGAAUUCCUUACAAUCUCUCUUCAUAUUUCUCCUUUUCUGAAAAGGCUUUUCAGUUCGUUUGGCGAAGCAAAGCUUAAUUCUUAAGGUGUGGAGAUGGAGAACACAUGGGCCGAUCAGUGGGACUACAACCCGGACCCAGCAGCAGACAAGAAGGGCAAGAGUGGAGGCGGAGCAGCCUCUAAAUAUGGGAAGAAGGUGGGAGAAGGGCUGGGGAAGACGAAAGUAGCGGCUUCACAUGGGCUGAAGAAGGUGAAGGCAGGAUCCUCAGUUGGCCUUCAGUGGAUCAAAGAGAAGUACCAUCAGACCACCCAUAAGUAGUGAUGAAGGACGGACGACUGACUCUUCAUUUAUUCAAUCUUUGAUCACUUGAUUUGCCGUUGGUCUUUUUAAUUGAUUCGUUUGUGCAGAAUGUUCAGAACUUGCAGGAUUUUAAUAUGAUUUUAUGCUUCUCGUUUA
Molecule: messenger RNA, 3693 nt
Organism: Vitis vinifera (wine grape)
Lineage: Eukaryota; Viridiplantae; Streptophyta; Magnoliopsida; Vitales; Vitaceae
Product: alpha-N-acetylglucosaminidase
Exons: 19
Coding region: 249-2690 (813 amino acids)
Source: RefSeq, a predicted model, not a curated record